Plasmodium vinckei vinckei is the source of this 1443-nucleotide messenger RNA. Its product is annotated as conserved Plasmodium protein, unknown function. NCBI's taxonomy places the organism in Eukaryota, Apicomplexa, Aconoidasida, Haemosporida, Plasmodiidae. The coding region runs from base 1 to 1443 and encodes 480 amino acids. The transcript has a single exon. The record is from RefSeq and is a predicted model, not a curated record.
AUGAAAAAAUAUGAAAUUAAAGAAGAAAUAAAAUUUGGAGAAUGUAAUAAUUAUAAAAAAAAUAGUGUUGAAGACGAUUUUGUAAGGAAAAAGAUUAAAAAUGAGUUAGGAGAAAAAAAUAUAAAAACAAAAAUGAAUUCAAAUAACGAAUUUGAUGAAAACAUAUUACAUGAUUUUGUCAUAGAUUAUUAUGAGUGGAAUAGUAUACCAAAUAUAACAGAUUUACCAUAUGGAUUAAUUAAUAAAGACAAGAAUGAUGUUUUAAAAAAGUGCCAAAAAACGUUGAAAAUUGUUUUAGAUGAUAAAAAGAACGGCAAUGAUGAUAUUCAAAAAGAAAGUAAUAUUAUUAAAGGUGAAAAUGGUGAUUUUUUUUGUGUUCAUAAUUUUUCAGACAUAAUUAUGAACAGUACAUGCGAAAAAGCUAAUACUAAUUUGGUUGUUAAUAAUAAUAAAGGGGAAUGUGAAAAUGGGACAAUACAAGACAUAUCCAUUGUCAUAUUUAAAGAUAUAGUAGUAUACCUUUUAAAAAUGAAAGAAAAAAUAACAAAACUGAAAAAGAUAAAUAUAGAUAAAGAUAGUACAGACAAAACUCAAAAUAAUUUGCCGUCAGUUCAAAUAAAUCAAAAAAUAAAUGUUGAAGAAAAAAAGAAUAAUAAUUUUAUCGAACAAAAUAAAGAAGGAACAGACUGGAAAAAGGACUUUACAUGCUUAGCAAAUAUACAAAUACUAGGAAAAAAUAGUGAUAUAUUUAAAGAAUGGUGUAAUUUAGAAUUUGUUAUUCCAUAUAUAAUAAAUUAUUGCUACAGUCCACGAUCGUGUGUAAGCAAAAAUGGUUUCUUAACAAUUAAGCAUUUAUGUAUAAGUGCAAAAGAGAAUGAAAUAAUUUUGAGUAAAUUUUUUUCAUUAAUUUUCCCAUAUAUAAUAAAAAAAUUGGAUAUAAAAAAUCAGUUUUUAAAUACAUGUGCUACUAAUGCUAUUUAUGAGUUUGUAAUAAAUAAUACAAUUAUUAAUAAUUUUGAAAUUUUAAGAUUAAUUUGUACUGAGUCAAAUAAUAUUAAUUCAUCAAUAUCUAUGAAAAUGGCAUAUUUAGUUUAUGAGUUUUUAAAUAAUUUGUCAAUUGAUAAUUUAAAAAAAAUAAAUUUGUCUGAUUUUUCUGAACCGUUCAUAAAUUUUAUGAAUGCAAAAUUACCACAAACAAAAGAAUAUAUAAAAAAAAGUUUAUUAUUAUUUUUAAAUAUCCAAUCAGAAAAUCAGAUAGUUUCUCAAUUUUUAACAGGUAUUAAUGGGAAACAUAAUUUAUUAAUUAUAGAAAAACAAAUCAGAAAUUUAAUAAAAAAUAGUAAUUCCUUUGAACGAUUAAAAAAAAGAUUUGCCAGUUUUCAUGAUUUUAAAAAUACUAAAAAAUUGGGAUCCUUCGAUAAGACAACAUCAGUUAUUUUGUAA